AUGGAGGCAUCAGCGGAGGCGAUAGACGACCUCUUGGCCGUUCGCCUAUACCCACCCUACUCGCAGUCAAGUCUCAUGGCCUACCUUAUGACCUUUGAGCCAGCGGCGACCAAGAGUGGCCUCUUCUCCACCACCCCCAAGAAUAUCGACGUCAAGCACGCCAAGGGUCGCUUCUUCCUCGAGACCCUCCCGACCAUCAUCCGCGACGCGGUCAUCAAGCGCAUUCCAAACGACCAGCCGCUCACCUUCGGCCUGGCUCGUGAGGCGUAUUUGAGGGUGGCCGAGGGUAUGAAAAACGGCGAUUUGGACUACGGAGCCCAGCCGUGGCACCGCGCCGUCUCACGUCUUAGGCCGGGAAAGCCCAUCAAGUGGCCGGCGGCCAAGAGACUCGAGGCCGAGACCAGCACCAAGGGUCCCGUAGCCAGCACCCAGGCCACCCAACCACCGCGCACCCACAAGACGGCCGAGUCUAGCUCCGACGAGGAUACCCCCGACACUUCAUUCUCGAGCACCGAACUCGACCUGAUUCAAACGUCAAAGUACAACUCCUUGAACGAUGCGCUCAAGUCAGCUCGCGACCACCUCCCCGUUGGCGAGCGUGCCGGACUCGACAAGAUCGUGGCAUCGGCUCUUGAGCAAAUCACAACAUUCCUUCAAGCCCAGUCGACCAUCUCAAAUGAGCACGAAUCAAAUGGACAAGCCAAUUCUUCAAAUGCCCCCGCCAGACCAGCGCAGCCAUCCAACCCCGCGGAGCUCAGUGGCGCACUUCCGACCGUUCCCCCUACAGCAGCGUCGACUGGCCGUGAAGUGACCGAGUCGGCUGAGGAGGACGACGACGACGAGAAGCCGGCCACCAGGGCUUUGACGGUUCACACUUCUACAGGCGAGUUCACUACUCGCGACUACCGCUUUUCCAACAUCACUCUCGUUCUCGACGACACCGCUUCUCACCACGUGAUGCUAUGGUCCGGCAUGCUUGUCGACAGCUUGACAACUGAUAAAGUCGAGUUCAGCUCAGUCAAGUUUGGAAUCGACCGCGUGCCCCUCGACACUGCGGGCAAGAUUUACAUCAGUGACAAAGAGGAAGUGGGCGAAAACCUGGGCGUCGAGAUAGCAGAAGUCUACUUUGGUAUUGUUUCCGCCACCCGCAUGUCCAGCAACAUCCUGUCCGAGCGUAUCCUGCUGGAGCAGGGCUUUGUGAGGCACACCUCGGAGUCGGGCACCCGUCAUCUCUACCACACCACUUCGGGACUCUGCUUCAACAUCCACGAGCGUGAUGGGCAGGAGGUCAUUCUGGCGACUGCUUGGUGGGGAUGGGAGUAA
Molecule: messenger RNA, 1323 nt
Organism: Vanrija pseudolonga
Lineage: Eukaryota; Fungi; Basidiomycota; Tremellomycetes; Trichosporonales; Trichosporonaceae
Exons: 1
Coding region: 1-1323 (440 amino acids)
Source: RefSeq, a predicted model, not a curated record